UCCCCGGGUCCCGAGGUGUGAUGGCACUGGAUUUAGUUGGAGGACCUGAUUUAACUGGGAAUUAGCUGAUACCGCCAUCAUGCCGGCCAAACCUGCCCCGAUCAAGAAGGCGGCGAAGAAGGAGUUACCUGAGAAGAAGGUGGAGAAGGCCCCCGAGCCGGCUCCUGAGCCCGAACCCGCUCCCGUCGAGCCCGAAGCCGCUCCCGCCGCCGUCGAGGAGGCUCCCCCUGCGGAGACCCCGGCCGAGGGCGCCGCGGAGGCCCCCGCAGAGGUGGUCGUCGAGGCUCCACCUCCACCUCCCCCUGCUGACUCUGCUGACGCGACCGAGGCUACCGCUGAUCCAGAAGCUAGCACUGACCCUGCGGCUAACGCUGACCCCACCGCUGAAACACCUGUCGCAGAGGAGCCCAAAGCGCCUACACCUCCACCGCCACCACCCAAAGAGCCAACCAGCGCUCCCCUGGAUCUGUUUAUCGAGGACAAGAACGACACGUCGGUGAGCAUCAUCUGGAGCCAGCCUGAGACCGUGGGAGACUCUGGCCUCGACGGGUACCUCAUUGAGGUGUGCAAGGAUGGAACCGAGGACUGGAAGGCAGUGAACGAGGAGCUGCACAAGUCCACCCGCUACGCCAUCAAGAACCAGACGACCGGCGACAAGCUGAAGAUCCGCGUGGUGGCGGUGAACGCGGGGGGUCGCAGUGCCCCCGGGGCCCUUCCCGAGGCCGUCCUGGUCAAGGAGGUGGCUGACCGUCCCAAGGUGCGUCUGCCUCGUUUCCUCAGACAGAGAUACGUGGCCAAUGUGGGGGCAAAGAUCAACCUCACCGUCCCCUUCACUGGCAAGCCCAAGCCCGUGGUGACCUGGACAAAGGACGGCCAGCCCCUGGACACCAAGCGGGUCCAGAUCCGCAGCACGGAGCGCGACAGCAUCCUGUUCAUCCGAGUGUCAGUGCGCGAGGACUCCGGCGUCUACGAGAUGUGCGUCAAGGUGGACGACUUUGAGGACAAGGCCACCCUGAUCCUGCAGAUCGUGGAGCUGCCCGGGGCCCCGGCCACUGCGAAGAUCGUGGACACCUGGGGCUUCAAUGUGGCCCUUGAAUGGACCCCACCGGUGGACAGCGGGAACACGGAAAUCAUUGGAUACACCAUCCAGAAAGCCGACAAGAAGACCGGAGACUGGUUCACUGUGUUGGACCACUACCACCGGAUGAAUGCCACCAUCUCAGACCUGGUCAUGGGCAACAUCUACAAGUUCAGAGUGUUCUCUGAGAACAAGGUUGGGAUGAGCGAGGACGCCGUGGUGACCAAGGGCGAGGCCAAGAUCCUGAAGACAGAUAUUGAUUACAAGCCCUUACCGUUCACCGAGCAUGACUACUCAGAGCCCCCCAAGUUCACCGUCUCCCUGGCUGACAGGGCCGCCACGGUGGGCUACAGCACCAAGCUGCUGUGCUCCGUCAGGGGGAGCCCCAAGCCUAAGAUCGAGUGGCUGAAGAACCAGAUGAUCAUCGGCGACGACCCCAAGUACCGGCAGAUCUGCGUGCAGGGGAUCUGCACUCUGGAGAUCCGCAAGCCGGGGAACUACGACGGCGGCGUGUACAUGUGCAGGGCCAAGAACAGCUGUGGAGAAGCCACCGUGCACUGCAAGCUGGAGGUCAAACAGCCAAUUAAUCCUGACGCCGAGAAGAAGUAGAUGGAUACGAUCAUUUCUAGAAGUGGAUGAUGCCUGAACAGCAAAGAAGAGGGUGCUGGAGUCCCGGAACAACAUGUACAUACAGCUGGAGAACACACGGUCAAACGGACUUCGCCCAUGUGGACUUUCUGAAUGUGUUUCUGUGUUUCCGAAGAUUAACCAUUCUUGUCUGCUUAUUUAUAUAUUUAUUAAUUUACAAUACCUCAUUAAGUCCUCAUUCACGUCCAAUGGAUCUGUUUGAUAGCCCAUCAGAACUUUCUCCGGUACAAUGGCAAUCCGAGGAGCGUCUAUCCCCAGUUGGUUCCUCAAUGGGUGUACAUUACAAAUUCUAACACAUUCAUUCACUGUUCCUCUCAUGAGAAUAUGUAACAUCUCUGUGUUUGUAACAAUAAAUGUGUUCAUUUUCUGGUUU
Molecule: messenger RNA, 2099 nt
Organism: Gadus morhua (Atlantic cod)
Lineage: Eukaryota; Metazoa; Chordata; Actinopteri; Gadiformes; Gadidae
Gene: mybphb
Product: myosin binding protein Hb
Exons: 13
Coding region: 80-1687 (535 amino acids)
Molecular function (GO): protein binding
Source: RefSeq, a predicted model, not a curated record